UUGAGAGCUGUGAAGUGUGUGUGGACUUGCUCUUCUUCCCUUUGGGUAUCUUUGGCCCUCAAAAUUUCUGUCUGUGAAUCUAUCUUCAGCUUUAAAAGUUUAAAGCUUUAGAUCACAACAGUUCCUUUUACACGAACUCACCGAUCCGUCAUUUCUCACUUUCUCUAGGCAAGCAGCUUCAAUUGUUGUCAUAGGCAAAUCUAACAGGGAACUCAGUCUCUGAAGCUGAUCCACUACCUUUGGAAUUUGGAAAUUGGUGUUGAAUUCAGAUCUAAAAGCCACAACGAUGUCUUUUAUUGGUACCCAGCAAAAGUGCAAGGCUUGUGAGAAAACAGUAUAUCCUGUUGAUCAGCUUUCUGCAGAUGGCACUGCUUAUCAUAAAGCUUGCUUCAGGUGCUCUCAUUGCAAAGGAACAUUAAAGUUGAGCAACUAUUCCUCAAUGGAAGGUGUUCUUUACUGUAAGCCUCAUUAUGAGCAGCUCUUCAAGGAGACAGGCAACUUCAGCAAGAAUUUCCAGUCAUCUGCGAAGCUAGCUGAGAGGACAACUCCUGAGAUGACAAGGUCCCCUAGUAAAGCAGCGAGCAUGUUUUCUGGGACACAAGAAAAGUGUGCUACAUGUGGCAAAACUGCUUACCCAUUGGAGAAGGUAACGGUGGAAGGCCAGGCCUAUCACAAAUCAUGUUUCAAGUGUUCACAUGGUGGUUGUCCCAUAACCCCUUCGAAUUAUGCAGCCCUUGAGGGCAUUUUGUAUUGCAAGCACCAUUUCUCUCAGCUUUUUAAGGAGAAAGGGAGCUACAAUCAUCUUAUUAAGUCUGCAUCAAUCAAACGGGCAGCAGCAACCUCAGAAUCUUGAAAGUUGGUGCCUUUCGAUUGCUUUUUUUUUCUUUUUUCCCUCAAAAAAAUAUUUUGGUCUGUCAAAGCAAGUGUUUGUAUGUGUGGCAUUUUUUUUUAAUUGUUCUAUGAUGACUUGAUCCUAUGUUAUAUUUACUUAUAUAUGCGUGGCGUGCAUAUCUUGUGUGAUUUUGUUUGUACAAUGCACAUUUAGUUAUGACUAAUG
Gastrolobium bilobum is the source of this 1057-nucleotide messenger RNA. Its product is annotated as LIM domain-containing protein WLIM2b-like. Gene Ontology annotation, biological process: actin filament bundle assembly. Bases 287 to 853 code for a protein of 188 amino acids. The transcript is spliced from 6 exons. NCBI's taxonomy places the organism in Eukaryota, Viridiplantae, Streptophyta, Magnoliopsida, Fabales, Fabaceae. Gene Ontology annotation, molecular function: actin filament binding. The record is from RefSeq and is a predicted model, not a curated record. Gene Ontology annotation, cellular component: plasma membrane; actin cytoskeleton.